AUGGAUAAUUCAGAUCCUUUAGAAUCAGCGAAACAGAUAGCUUGUCAAUCAGCUGUUUCUGACUGGCUUAAAGAUAAUCAGAUUAUUGGACUUGGAAGUGGCACAACAAUCAAAUAUGCUGUAGAAUAUAUUGCGGAAAAAGUGAGGAGGGAAAAUUUACAGAUUCAAUGUAUACCAACUUCAUUCCAAGCCAGACAACUUCUGAUCAACUUUAAACUGCCAGUGAUAGAUCUUGAUGUAUGUGAUCAGAUUGAUGUAACUUUUGAUGGAGCAGAUGAAAUAGAUGAAUAUCUUCAUUUAAUAAAAGGCGGUGGUGGUUGUCUACUACAGGAAAAAAUUGUCGCUUCUUGUACUAACGAUUUUAUAGCUAUUAUCGAUGAACGUAAACAUUCAAAGAAACUAGGUUCAUACUGGACUAAAGGUUUACCAAUUGAAGUAGUCCCAAUGGCUUUCAAACCGGUGCAAACAAAAAUAAAAAAAUUAUUUGGUGGACAAGUGAUUCUACGAGAAGCUGUUUCAAAGAUGGGUCCAGUUGUAACAGAUAAUGGAAAUUUCAUAUUAGACUGGAAAUUUAACACUAAUAAACGAUAUUGUUGGCCAGAUGUUAAUGUCCAAUUGUUGCAAAUACCUGGUAUCGUUGACACUGGCCUGUUUAUCAAUAUGACAAGCAGAGUUUAUAUUGGUAAUUUGAAUGGUACAGUGACUAAAUUGGAUGGAAUCUCAUCUAACCAACAUAUGUUGAACAACGCUAACAACCUCUAA
Molecule: messenger RNA, 762 nt
Organism: Schistosoma turkestanicum
Lineage: Eukaryota; Metazoa; Platyhelminthes; Trematoda; Strigeidida; Schistosomatidae
Source: the annotation of a GenBank genome assembly